UGUUGCCCAGUUGCAGCGCAAGCUCCAAGGGAAUCUGCGAAGGAAAUAAGAGAGACACUGUAUGAAUAUUACGUUCUGCUGCGCCGGAAAAUUUAGGUCGAUGGAUUCAACCUUCAGCUUAUUGUGAUAGCAAGGUGCGAGAACUCAACGAAAUGGUCAUAAAUGAAACAGAGACAACACUUACGGCGAAAGUUCUGUCCACGGAGGCGGGAGUACUCGCUGCAGCAGCUUCAUCAGCGCUAGUAGUAACGGUUCCCUCAUCUUCAUCUGUGCUAUGCAACCGGCAACCGGCGACAGCGUCCAAACGGACGCCGCCGAGUGAAACGAGAACGAGCGUCUGGUUUUCGUACUUUCGGGAGGUCGCUCGGGCGUUGGACGGACAACCGACCGAUAAGAGUGCGUCGAAAGCGAGAGAGAAGUGAGGAAGGAUGGCCUGGAAUGCCUGGAGGAAGUGGAACAUAACACGGUGUGAACGUUAGAAAAAAAAGAUAGCUAAGCAAACGAUGCUUCACCGGCAAUUGAAGAUAACUUUUUUUCCACCAAACUCUACUUCAGUAGUUCAGCCGCUGGACUUGGGCAUAAUCAAGAACCUGGAACAGUACUAUCGCCAUGAAUUAGUAAAACGAAGACUGCUAGAAAUGGAGGAUACAACGGUAUUUUUUUCCUUUUUACAUUCAAGUUA
Messenger RNA from Toxorhynchites rutilus septentrionalis, 682 nucleotides. RefSeq lists its product as uncharacterized. The record is from RefSeq and is a predicted model, not a curated record. NCBI's taxonomy places the organism in Eukaryota, Metazoa, Arthropoda, Insecta, Diptera, Culicidae. Bases 153 to 422 code for a protein of 89 amino acids. The transcript is spliced from 5 exons.